CACUCAACAUGUCAUCAUCCCACCAUGGCGCCUAUUCACUACGAAGAAGACAUUGAAGAUGCAAACGACAAAUACCACGAGUCGUCAGAUGAAGACUUCAAUCCCAACGAAGCCCCCGUAGAGGACGCAUCCAGCUCUUCCGACGACGAAGACGCAACCUCGAAACCCACACAGCGCAAGGCCAAGGGCAAGCGGAAGGCGCCUGUUGAAGAUGAACUUGAUUCCGGCGAUGAGGUGACAAUAGAGGCUGCAAAGAAGAGGAAGGCAAGAAAGAGGAAGAAGGGCGCCAAGGACGACGAUGAUGCAGACCUGCUGCUGUCAGACGAAGGCGGCGAGGGCGGAUUGGUCAAGACGAGGGCGCAGAGGCGGGUCGAGCAAAAGGAACGGAGACCACUCGCCAGGACAGAAGGCGCGACCGUCGAUGUCGACGCGCUAUGGGCACAGAUGAUUGCAGCGCCCGUCGCGCCUACACACUCCACCGAGCCACAAGAACCGAACGCACCGAAAGACCAAGUUGCGCAUACCAUCGCUGCACCAACCAUCGCAGUCGACGAGGAGGAGCAAGUCACAGUCACCAAGGUCUACACAUUCGCCGGGCAGAACACAACCGAGGAAAAACAAGUCCCGCGAUCAUCCCUCGACAAACACCUCUCUGACGGAUGGAAAACCGCAGACGCUCCCACAAAGCCCAGCGACGCCGAAAAAAGCACCCACUCCAGGAUCCGACGUCCUCUUCGCCGCCCCUCACGCUUCGACCCCAACCCAACAGGCUACGUCCGCGCCCUAGCCCCCGAAUUUCAACUCUCAUGGCCGCGAACCACACUUCCCGCAUCACACGCAAAUAUGCCACCACCAGAAGCGGCAAAAGCCAGGGUCGAAAAGGCGCAAAAGCUCAAUGUCGUCGACAAGUCACGCAUGGAUUGGACGGGUUUCGUGGACAAAGAGGGCAUCGCCGAAGAACUGGAUACACAUGGCAAGACCAAGGAGGCGUACCUGGGCAGGAUGGACUUUUUGGCUGGCGUGGAGGCGCGCAAGGAGGAGGAGAGGAAGAGGGUCAAGAUUGCUGCUGCUGCGGCUAUUUCGUGAUCAGACUGUUUUUCUUUUGCAUUUGGUGUUGAAUUAUACCCACUAUUCUUGUUGUAAGCUGUUGGUGAAAUCUGAUACCGAGAGAGCUCGGUGCUGUUUCUAUAUAAAUGCCUUUCGACAUUUGAGCGAUUAUGCCCAGGACAGCUACGAGUGGCUUUAUAUUCAAAUAUCUAUUCAUCCUCGU
Messenger RNA from Dothidotthia symphoricarpi CBS 119687, 1270 nucleotides. RefSeq names its product BCNT-domain-containing protein. Lineage: Eukaryota; Fungi; Ascomycota; Dothideomycetes; Pleosporales; Dothidotthiaceae. Bases 25 to 1086 code for a protein of 353 amino acids. The record is from RefSeq and is a predicted model, not a curated record. The transcript has 2 exons.